GGCAAAAGCAUGAGCAGCGAGCUCCGACGGCGCAAGACGCCGCUGCAAGUCGAGACCAGCGAUGCGCCGCUGACACCGACCAAGUCGAGCGCGUCGCCAGCGACGGUCUCUGUCGGCAACGCCUUCCGCGCCAGCCGCGAACACGGCUACGAUGGGCUGCUCCUCUUCAAAGAAGAGCCACGUCAGUUCCUCUUUCUCUUCCUCGUCGUCGUCGCCGUCGCGCACUACUCGUUCACGCACGACUCGGACGACUUUGAGCUCAACGUCCGCAACGGGCUCUGGUCGGCAAGCUUUAUCUUCCUCGCCUACUGCUUUCUCCAGACGCGCGACGGUCUCCUCGUGCGCCCGCAUCCUGGCGUCUGGCGCAUCGUGCACGGUCUCUCGGUGUUGUACCUUCUUUUGCUGGCGGCCUUGUCGGUGCAAAACCUGGCGUCGGCGACCGCGGCUAUCCGCGUGCUCUUUCCCGAAGUGGGCACGAAGGCCACGGCCAAGCCGUCCGCGCCACUGAACUGCGAGAUCAAUUCGACGACCUUGUAUCGCGGCGUCUCGAGCAUCUGGUUCCUCGCGCACGUCACGGGGUGGUGGGGCAAGAUGUGCAUGUUUCGCGACUGGCGCUUUUGCUGGGUCCUUGCCAUCGCGUUUGAGCUCCUCGAGCUCAUCUUCCAGUUUGUGAUCCCCGACUUUCGAGAGUGCUGGUGGGACUCGCUCUUCAUGGACCUCUUUGGCGCCAAUUUUAUUGGCAUGUGCCUGGGCCGCCUCACGCUCAAGUACCUCGAGACCAAGGAGUACGACUGGUCUGGUAACAAGGGCGACAAGCGGGGCUAUGUCCGACGCGCGCUCAGCCAGUUCACGCCCUUUAGCUGGUCGCGUUACGACUGGGAAGUGUUCUCAAGCUUCAAGCGAUUCGCGCUGGUCGCGGUCGCGGUCUUUGUGUGCCUCCUUGUCGAGCUCAACGCGUUCUUCCUCCUGAGCACGCUCAGUAUUCCAAAGGAGAGCCAUAUCAACAAGUACCGGCUCUGCCUCAUCUUCAUGCUGGGCCUCCCCGCGGCCUCCGAGUACUUUGAGUUUAUCACCAACCCGGCGUGCUGGCGCCUCGGCCAGAACGCGUGGAUGAUGUGCAGCAUCGGCGUCUUUGAGGUCCUCGUCUGGGUCAAGUUUGCCGACGGCCUCGUUGGCACGUCGACGCCGCCGCCGGACGUGUACCUCCCGCUCUUGGCCUUUAGCGCGCUCUUCUCGCUCUGGAUGCUUCUCUUCUUUAGCCAGCGCAAGACCGACAAGCCGUCGACGCACCGCCUCACGCUCCUCGACGUGCUCUUUUACAUCUCGUUCACGCCGCUUCUGUAUUUGACCAAGCAGUGGGCGUACUGAGCGCAAGCCGCCGCAGUCGACUGCGGGCAUAGAUGAUGCAAAUGUACAUGCAGCCACGCGUUAGCUCUGCUUCCUCCUACGAUGCUAUUGCAGUCUGUGCAAAUGCAUAGAUCUAUGGUCAUGCUACUGCA
This is a messenger RNA of Saprolegnia diclina VS20, 1499 nucleotides long. RefSeq lists its product as hypothetical. Lineage: Eukaryota; Oomycota; Saprolegniomycetes; Saprolegniales; Saprolegniaceae. The record is from RefSeq and is a predicted model, not a curated record. The transcript has 6 exons. Gene Ontology annotation, biological process: phosphatidylserine biosynthetic process. Bases 10 to 1368 code for a protein of 452 amino acids. Gene Ontology annotation, molecular function: L-serine-phosphatidylethanolamine phosphatidyltransferase activity.